UCAAAAUUGCCAAUUUGCGCAUACUAUGUAUAUAAAUAUAUUAAUACAUAUUUGCAAGAAUGACUCCCCAUUCAUGGCAAACAGGGCCAUAAACAGACACUUAACGGCGUGGCAGUGACUACAAGCAAGGCUUGAUUAGAUUAUGACUGCUUCUCUCCUUUGCACUCUGUCAUGGUUCCCAGAUGUCAGCCUUAACCUUCAGCUGUGCCUGUUAGCUCCUUGCUCUUGCUUUGACUUGAAGUUGGUGGAUUCCUUUGAACCAGUAACAUCUCUAGAUUGAUUAUUCAGCUUUAAUUCUCACCAGAGGAUUAUCAUACUUUUUCCCAUUUUUCCCAGUUUCUCCAAUUGAUGUUUCUCAGGUUUGGGGAUUAAAUAAAACAGAUAUAUUUCCCAAGAAGCGUUGAGAAGGAAAUCUUAUAUGGGAGUAUAGUCAAGAGUUCUCACAAGGCAGGACUUGACAAAAGGCAAUUAUUGUAGGGUUCUCUGGCGAGUAAGGUCCACUGAGUCUCGUCCAUUACGGUGUCUUGGGGGCCAGGGUGGGUGCAUGACCUGUGGAGAAUACUCGGUGAAAAGUUGCCGGCUCAGCGAACGAGUUUCCAACUAAUGGCUGUAUGAAAGCAGUGUGUGAACAGUUGUGGCUGAUGAUGGUGGUUCAGGUUGUAGAGUUUUUUGUGGAAGAUGAACUUAGAAGACUCUGAGAUCCCUGUUGUGCCAAGGGAUGCCUUGAAUGACAGGGAAGCUUGGGUUUUUAUAUUCUGGACACUGGACAGAGAAUUGAACAUGACACAACUGAGACUUUGUUGAGAGCCAUGGGGUGAGCUGAAGGCCGAAAAGCCUUUUUCUUCUCUGUUUUUUAUUUAAUAAAAGGUCAAAGCUGCAGGAAAGUGGAAAGAAUAGUGCAAUGAACAUGUAUAUUUCCUUCACUAAAAUUUACCAGUUGCAAAUAGUUUGCUACAUUUGCUUGACAUUGUGUCAUCAAUUGUCCACAUUCCAUACUUGUUGAGUUAUUUCCUUGCGAUUAGAAGCAAGUUACCACUUUUUGGUGAGAACCCGCAUAAGCAGUGAGUGCUUGCUGUUGCUUCACAACAGGAAGCAUGAUGGUCCCAAUUGGCCCCAGUAAAGGUGAUACUGACUUCAGUCACCUGGUUAAAUUGGUGUCUAUGAAGGCUGCUUUUGUGUAAAGCAGAGAAUUUUGGAAGGAACUUUUCACUGACUUGUUUCUCUGUCAGUUGUACCUGCUAUUGAGAAACAUUUUGGUGUAGUCAAAAAAAAAAAAAAAAAAAAAAGCCCUGGAAGCCAGGAGACUGGGAUUUGAGACCAAGCUCUACAGUCAUCUCUCCCCCAAACUAUAGACAAGUUACAUCAUCUCCCUGGGCUGAGCAGUUGUACAUAAAAGGAAAUAGAUACUCAGAGAGGUGAAGCAAUUUGCCCAAGGCCUCUCAGCUAGGAUUCACCAGCUGUUCUGUUUGGGCCAAAGCCCUGCCCUUGCCCUGAGGUGGCCAGUCAUUAUUAUGGUGGCACCAAGCACUAGGAACUAAUGCUCAGAAUCAAGCAAAACACCAGCCCUUGUAGGAUCUGAGGCAAGAGGGAAGAGAGAGGUGGCUCUCUUGCCCAGUUUUCUCUCGUGCACACAUGGCCUAAAAAGGCCCAGGCACCUCAGGUGAGCUGGUAUGCAGGCUGUUAGGCUCUCUUUGCCACCUUUGGAAUAAAUGGUUCCAUGUAGAUGUUACAAAGGUGAGCUACUGGCCCCAUUUCAGCCCCCACCUCCCCAGACAGGGAAGGCUUUACGUACCUGGCCUUGGCUCAUGUUAGGGUCAGUGCCCAGAGUCCCCAAAUUGGCCCAUGAAUCCCAAGGGCAGUUUAGAUGGAUGGAGAAAGUACUGCCUCAGCCUGCCUGGGUUCCUGGGGGGAGGGAGGGAGGCAGGAAGGAUUAAUGGGGGAAAGGUGUGCAGAACCUUGCCAAGCAGGUCGCUGUGGGUGGGGAGUCACUGCCUGCGUGCUCUGGACGCCCUAGGAUUUGGGUGGAGGUUCUCAAGGAGGCAGCCAGAAAGGAAGGCUGUGGCAGUGACUCUGGAGUGCUCCAGGACUGCUCUGCCGGCCCUCUGUGCUGGCAGCCCACCAGCCCACCAAUUGACGUCUGUCUUCCCAGUUAGCAGCUCUCUCCAAAGCAAGUAGCACCUGAGCUCUUGGCUGAUGGGAACUUCCCUGUAGAGGUCCAUCUGCGUCCAGACCCAGACGAUGCCAGAGCUAUGACCGGGCCUGCAGGCGUGGCGCCGAGGGGAAAUCAGCCAUGGAGCAGCCACCAGGGGAAGCCCCUGAGGUCCGGCAAGAGGAGGAGAAAAAGGAAGUGGCAGAGGCAGAAGGAGGCCCAGAACCCAACGGAGGACCAGAGCGCUCGCUUCCUUCCAGCAGCUAUACAGGCUCUGUCCACCUCCCCUGGCCCCAGUCCUGGCAGCGUGUGAAGCCACCCCUAUGUUGUGUGUCUGCAGACCUCUCCCAGAGCUCCUCACCACCCUCGCUGCUGGACCAGUUGCAGAUGGGCUGUGACGGGACCUCGUGUGGCAGCCUCAACAUGGAGUGCCGUGUGUGCGGGGACAAGGCAUCAGGCUUCCACUACGGUGUUCACGCAUGUGAGGGGUGCAAGGGCUUCUUCCGUCGGACGAUCCGCAUGAAGCUGGAAUAUGAGAAGUGUGAGCGGAUCUGCAAGAUCCAGAAGAAGAACCGCAACAAGUGCCAGUACUGUCGCUUCCAGAAAUGUGUGGCCCUGGGCAUGUCGCAUAAUGCCAUUCGCUUUGGCCGGAUGCCAGAGGCCGAGAAGAGGAAGCUGGUGGCAGGGCUGACAGCAAGCGAGGGGAAUCAGCACAACCCGCAGGUGGCCGACCUGAAGGCCUUCUCCAAGCACAUCUACAACGCCUACCUGAAAAACUUCAACAUGACCAAAAAGAAGGCCCGCGGCAUCCUCACCGGCAAGGCCAGUCACACGGCGCCCUUUGUGAUCCACGACAUCGAGACAUUGUGGCAAGCAGAGAAGGGCCUGGUGUGGAAGCAGCUGGUGAACGGCCUGCCACCCUACAAGGAGAUCAGCGUGCAUGUCUUCUACCGCUGCCAGUGCACCACAGUAGAGACUGUGCGUGAGCUCACCGAGUUCGCCAAGAGCAUACCCAGCUUCAGCAACCUCUUCCUCAACGACCAGGUGACACUUCUCAAGUAUGGUGUGCAUGAGGCCAUCUUUGCCAUGCUGGCCUCCAUUGUCAACAAGGACGGGUUGCUGGUGGCCAACGGCACUGGUUUUGUCACCCGUGAGUUCCUGCGAAGCCUCCGAAAGCCCUUCAGUGACAUCAUCGAGCCCAAGUUUGAGUUUGCUGUCAAGUUCAAUGCCCUGGAACUUGAUGACAGUGACCUGGCUCUCUUCAUUGCGGCCAUCAUUCUUUGUGGAGACCGGCCAGGCCUCAUAAACGUUCCCCAGGUGGAGGCCAUCCAGGACACCAUCCUGCGUGCCCUCGAGUUCCACCUGCAGGCCAACCACCCCUACGCCCAGUACCUCUUCCCCAAGCUGCUGCAGAAGAUGGCCGACCUGCGGCAGCUGGUCACCGAGCACGCCCAGAUGAUGCAGCGCAUCAAGAAGACCGAGACGGAGACCUCACUGCACCCGCUGCUCCAGGAGAUCUACAAGGACAUGUACUGAGGGGGUGCGCCUGGGGCCUCCAGGGGCAGGCGGACAGAGCAGGGAUAGGCACCACCCACGGGACUUUUCCGGAGAGCAGCCCUGAGCGCCGGCGCCGCUUGGCACCACACCGCACCCGGAGCCGCACCCGGAGCCGUGGAAUCCCAUCCUGUGCUCAGACACGCGGUCUCUCGCCCCUGCUCUGCUCCCUGCGCUCCCUUCUUCCUCGUGCUCGGUCUCAGUCCCUCUUUCUUCUCUAAUUUCCUUGCGCUCCCUCUCUUCCUUUCUCUCUGUAGGUUUGCCUCUUCCUCACUCCCUCCCUCCCCUUCUCUCUCCCCAUCCCUGUGUCUGUCCCUCCUUUUGUGAGACAGUUUGUGUUACUUCACCAGCAGCAUGGAACGGGUCCUCUGCCUUUGUCCGCCCCGUCCCCUGUCCCCCAAGGAGCAGGAGGAAUGGGCCUGCCCUCUGUACCAACAGUCACCUGCAGGGGUAGGGGCCUCACUUCUCCUGUCUUCACAGCAAAGGAUUUGGGCCAUCCAAAGAAACACUAAGUUCUCUGGGCCAGGCUUCCUGGGGAAGCCACGCAGGGCCUGGGCUGACUGCAGCAACAGCCCGAGUCACCGAGUCACUCCCCCAGACUAUCACCACCCUCCCCUACCCAGCCAACCCCUCUCCAGCAGCACGUCCCAGCCCCACUGAUACCAAUGCCCUCUCUGUUCUUCUUUUCACCAGUCUUCCAGGUCAGUGUCACUGAUGGUCCCCUGCGCUGGCCGCUGGGGGACACCCCCAGCCUGGAAGGAGGUGGGCGUCCCUCCAGGUGGGACCCCCACUGAAGAGGAGCAAGCCUCGAGGGAGGCAGAGGUUGGCAGGGAAGGCAGCAGGCGGUGUACUUAAUUCUGACCCCAGGCCUUGGUGUCAUCGGCACCCACCCCCCUACUCCCACUCUGCAGCAGCCACUGACCAUGACUCCUGUUUCUCCACUCAGUGCCAGGACCCGGCCUCAGAUGCAUCCAGGAGCCCAGCUGAAGCCCACGCCCCCCCACACACACUCCCUGGAGCUGCCACUCCAUACACACAAGCACUGACUCACUUUACCUGGUUCUACACCCUUUACCCUGCCCUCCCUUCCCUGAGACAGAUGGGCUAGAGGGGCCUACAGGCGGAUGGGCAGAGCUGGGCCAGAUCCCUUGGUGGCCAGGGGUCAGCUGAGCCAGCCCAGCACCUGCUCAUGUGUGACUGCUCAGUGUGAUGUCCAUUCGUCCCAACAGUUCUGCCGCCUUCCCCUUCCCGUGUUUGGCCCGGCUGGUCACUGACCCUGUGCAGUUUCUGGUGACCAGAGACCUUGCCAGGCCCAGUCCCGCUCCUCCCACGUGAAGCACUAAGCCUGGGAAGAGGGGCUGAAGCCCAGCUUGGAUGCUGUGUCUGAGCAGGAAGGCCGAGAGCCCACCCAGGCUGCUUCUCCAGGAAAGAGACUGGCCUGGAAGGGCGAGGGACUUGGUGAGGGUCUAUGAGAAAGGUUGGGGAAGGCCUGAGGCCAGAGCCCAGGCUUCCUGGGUCCCGUCCAUCUGCCCCUGCCUUCCAUGCCCUGAGCUCAUUCUCUACUGACAAGAUACUUCCCUCUCCCACCCCCACCCUCGGCUGACCAAGGAUUGGGGUUGGGGUGCUCCCUUUGAGCCAGCGCUGUAAAGGGAGAGACGCUGUGCCUGACCCCCGGCCCCCACCCCCCACCCAGGUCUGGUGCUGAGGAUAUAGCUCUUCUCAGUGUCUGAACAAUCUCCAAAAUCGAAAUGUAUAUUUUUGCUAGGAGCCCCAGCUUCCUGUGUUUUUAAUAUAAAUAGUGUACACAGACUGACAGAACUUUAAAUAAAUGGGAAUUAAAUAUUUAAGAGUU
This is a messenger RNA of Lynx canadensis (Canada lynx), 5555 nucleotides long. It is a transcript of the gene PPARD, whose product is annotated as peroxisome proliferator activated receptor delta. Gene Ontology annotation, biological process: negative regulation of inflammatory response; negative regulation of transcription by RNA polymerase II; hormone-mediated signaling pathway. Gene Ontology annotation, cellular component: nucleus. The record is from RefSeq and is a predicted model, not a curated record. Lineage: Eukaryota; Metazoa; Chordata; Mammalia; Carnivora; Felidae. Gene Ontology annotation, molecular function: nuclear receptor activity; RNA polymerase II cis-regulatory region sequence-specific DNA binding; zinc ion binding. The transcript has 7 exons. Bases 2291 to 3685 code for a protein of 464 amino acids.